Molecule: messenger RNA, 819 nt
Organism: Physeter macrocephalus (sperm whale)
Lineage: Eukaryota; Metazoa; Chordata; Mammalia; Artiodactyla; Physeteridae
Product: developmental pluripotency-associated protein 3-like
Biological process (GO): epigenetic programing of female pronucleus
Cellular component (GO): nucleus
Source: RefSeq, a predicted model, not a curated record
AUGGGGAGAGUGGGCGGGGAGCCGUGGCGGGCAGCCCAGAGCAGGUGUCGGUGGUGGAGAAAUGAGGAGCGCGUCUUCAUAGGAGGGCUGCUGGGUGCAUCACAGGGAGAGGGAGACCACGGACGGAGGCAGCCCGGCAGCGGUGGCAGAAGCCGAGCAGGUGGUGCCCUAUCAUUUAAAGGGUUUCUCUCUGGCCCUGCCACUUAUGGAGGAGGAAUCUACGGAGUUAAAGAGAUAUGUCCACUCUAUUUGGUUCUCUUUGUGUCUCAAGUCUGCAUCACCUUCCACUGGAACCCAAAGGUCUGGGGGAGCUUCAAGCUCCCAGUGGAUUCAUCUGAGGUUAACCCAUCCUGGAGCCUGGAGUCUCCUCAAAUGUCCAUCGAUGAAAAUUCCCAGGCAAUUCCAGUUGCCUCUCAAACUAUGUCUGAAGUGUUAAUAAAGAACCUCAGUAACUUGACGCUCAACCCUAGUAUCAAAUUGCCCUUCAUUCUACCAGAAUGUCUACCUCAACCGACUGGGUGGUUACUUGGUGAAAACAUCCCCUGUAGGAGAGGGGGGAAGACCAUGUUAACUGAUCAGAGAGAUAAGAUGGAGCGGCUGAUUCAAUCUAUUAAAAAGCGUUACUGCAAAAGAGUUUCUUGGUCUGACUCUCAAAGAGAACCACUGCAGAACGAUGUUGAGAUUCCCUCAAGAGUGCAAAGAUUUAGAUGCAGCUGCCAUUUUUGCCAGUCUCAUAGAGAUCCUUCUGAAGAUAAUUAUGAGAAUUAUCACACCAAUAAGUAUUACAGUAAUUAUGACACGGAGAUGGAUGAGCCAUAA